UUUAAUUUUUUCUAAAUGUAUUUACAGUUUUAAUUACGUAAAUUAAAAUUUACAUCUAUUAGAACUAUUAAAAGACGUGACGGCUCGGUUUUUUGGUGCAUUAAUAAAAGUCAAUAUGAUGGUUAUGACCCAAAAACCCAGAUCUGGCAGGUUUUUUAAAGCUCACUGUAUUCCUUCUAUUCUAUGUGGCGAUCUAAACAACUAUCGAGUGAUCGAAUGUUUGAUGCUUUCUUAAUUCCUCAGGGGGGAAAAAGACACUUACUAAUAAAACUCUGCGUCGAAUCAGUUGAGUUCUAACUUUUGAAGUAGAAGCACAUAUAAACAAUGCGCAUCAAAAUAAUUCUAUUAAUGUUUUUGUUACAUUCUUCUUUAGCAAGAAGAAAAAAUUAUAAACAAGAAAUAGAUACCGAGUUAAUUGAAGAAUCAGAUCAAUUUGAAAAUAAUGAAACACCAGAAACACAUAAAGUAGAUAAUAAAGGAUCGGAUUGGUUUUCAGAACUUUUAUAUAAAAUGUCGAUUUUCAUUGGACUUGAAAAAUCUGAACCGAUUCAAGACGAAGAUGAAGAGAAUCAGAGCUCUUAUUGGAAUUUCGAAUCAAUGGUCGAAUACGCUUAUGCUUCUUUACAAAGAGGAUACGAAAUGCUAACUAAACGUAUGCCAGCUCUUGAUUUUCGAAGAUCUAACUCAGAAAUGGGGAAUCUUAGUGUUAAUUUAGAAGAAAUUUUAAUUGAGAUACUAUUAAAUUUGCCGCCCGAUGUCGGAUAUGGGAAAUAAAUUGUUACUUGAU
This is a messenger RNA of Onthophagus taurus, 787 nucleotides long. RefSeq lists its product as uncharacterized. The record is from RefSeq and is a predicted model, not a curated record. NCBI's taxonomy places the organism in Eukaryota, Metazoa, Arthropoda, Insecta, Coleoptera, Scarabaeidae.